UUUUGUUUGCAUGUCUUUACAUGGAAAAUUGGAAAGUUACAACAUGUCAGACUCACGGAAUCAGAAUAAUUUGAUUGCAUGGACAUCAUUAGGACAGGAUAGCUAAACGUUAGAUGCUUUUACAAUAUUUAGGACAGCUGAAUCUCAGAUAGGCAUAGGCAUCAAAUGAAAUACAAUUGUCACAUACCUGGUCUAAAAGGGUCUAAUCUUGUUCUCGACAAUGUUUUUGCAGCGCGUAUUGGGAAGUCAGUGAUGAAACAAUCUUCUUUUUUGUAACAGAUUUGUUGCACACAGUCGUGUCUAAGUUCCUAAUUUAAUUAUGUUCAUUGUGAAGACUGACAGACUACAAAUCUAGAGGCUCAUCUUGAUUCAUCUAUCGGAAAAGGCUGGUAUAUAACAUGUCUCACAGCUCCUAUGCCAGGAUGUGGGCUACAGCCCAUGUAGCUCUGGAGGACCUCCUAGUGGACGAGCUCCCCUCCACGGUGCCCCGGCCUCAGAAAGACCGCCUGCAGAUCUUCCAGGGUCUGGCCACGUUCUACCUGAAGUACCUCCAGAUCUUCCGCAGCCUGGAGGCGGUGUACGACCAGGUGGUUCACCCCCAGAAGCGUCGCGUGGUCAGGCAGGUGCUGGACGGCGUGAUGGGGCGUCUGCUGGAGCUGAAGAAUGAGAUGGUGGAGCUGGAGUUUUCGGAGUUUCACUUCUUCGACGAUGUGCUGGAGGACCUCAAACUGACACCCGAGGACCUGGAGGUGCCCAUCCCUCAGUACUUUGUGAGGGAGAAGAUACGGGUUCUCCGGGACAGAGAGAAGAUGCUGGCUCAUGUCCUGGCUAAAGGAGGAGACUUGGAGCACGAGCCGGAGAUCUCCCUUCAGACCAUGUGUGUGGAGGAGGCAGUGCGGGUCCUUCAGGUUGGCGAGCGGGCACGCCAGGGACGCCUCAGGGCUCGCUUCAUGAGGGAGAUCCGUCAGGCGGAAGAGGAGGCCGCCCAGGGACAGAGCUGCACCCCCACGGACCUGGACCCGGACCAGGCUGCCACUUGCAUACAGAAGGUGUGGCUGGGCUACAGCACCAGGAAGAGGACCAAGCAGGAGCGUCUAGAGGAGAUGAUCUUCCUGGGAAUGAUCCCUCCGGAGCAGCUGGGGCCCAGCAUGGCUCUGCUGCAGGCCCAGCAGGUGGAGGCCUCUCGCAGGCUGGUCCAGGAGGAGCACGAGGCAGAGUACCAGAGGGCACUGGUCCACAUCAAGGAGUCCGUGGUCUCCGUCGAGGGCCCUGACAUAAGGGAGACGCUGCAGGAGCAGAUACGCCAGUGGUUCAUCGAAUGCAGAGACGCUACUGGCAAGUUCCCUGACUUCCCCAACACUGAGGACGGGGGAUCAGCGUCCAUAUUUGCUCAGAAAACACCGGAACAGGUGGCUGCAGAGCUAGCAGCAAAAGAGGAGGAGAGGGAGAAAAAGAGGAAAAGCAGAGGAAAGAAAGACAAGAAGUCUGGGAAGGAACGGAAGGAGAAGAAGAAAGACAAGAAGGGAAAGACCAAAGGGAAGAAGGGGAAAGACGACAAAGAGGAGGAAGAGAAAGGUUGGAAAAUGCCCCCGAGCUGUUUUCUUCCAACAGUCGUGGAAGGAGCCAAGAUGUAUAAAGAUGUUUGGCAGGGACGUGAUGAGAGACAGAACUUCCUGCAGCGUUUUGACGCCCAGUUGGUGCGCGAGGAGAAGCGUCUGGAGGUGGAGGAGGAGGUCAGAGUUCAGGUGGACGAGCUGAUGAGACAGGAACUGAAGAACCUCAAGCUGGCUGUCGACCGGGAUAAAGGCAAGAAGAAGAAGAAGGGGAAGAAAGGUAGUAAGAAGAAAAAGAAGAAAGGAAAGAAGGGAGGGAAGAAGAAGAAGAAGAAAGAGAAGGACCUGACAGCAGACAGGACUCUAGAGGAUUUGUAUGAGGAGUUGGUGUUAGAAGGAUUCCUGAUCCGACCCAAGAACACCAGGCUUUCUGCCUACAUUGGUGAAUACAGCUACCUGGGCACGACACUGCGCCAGGCGGACAUAGAGCCCAUGCCCUCUCUCUCUGACGUUAGACAGCUCCUCGCCCUCUACGGGGUCCUGCCCCUGGGCUCCCAGUCGGUCCAUGAGAGGGCUCCCCUGGUGAAGACUCUGCUGCUGGCCGGUCCAGCAGGGGUGGGGAAGAAGAUGCUGGUCCACGCCCUGUGCACCGAGACCGGGGCUAACCUCUUCGACCUCUCCCCUGGGAACCUGACGGGGAAGUACCCGGGCCGCAGCGGCCUGCAGUACCUGCUGCACAUGGUGCUGAAGGUGGCUCGCCAGCUGCAACCAUCUGUAAUAUGGAUUGGCGACGCGGAGAAAACUUUUUAUAAAAAAGUACCUAAGCCAGAAAAAGAGAUGGAGCCUAAGAGGCUGAAGAAAGACCUCCCUAAGGUCCUGAAGUUCAUCAAGCCUGAGGACCGAGUCCUGGUGGUGGGCACCUCCCGCCGGCCCUUUGAUGCCGACCUCAAGAUGUUGUGUAAGGUGUACAGGAAGAUCAUCCUCAUCCCCAGACCUGACUACGCCUCCAGGCUGGUCCUGUGGAGGGAGCUGUUGCGCAUCGGUGGAGCUCAGCUGGGGCCCGGCCUGGACCUCAGCUCCCUGGCCAAGGUGACGGACGGCUACACGCAGGGCCACAUCCUGCGGGCCGUGCAGGCCGUGCUCGUCCCUCGCAGGCUGGAGCAGCAGAGCAGCCGGCCCCUCCGGGCCGCCGAGUUCAUCCCCCCUCUGGCCCGACAAGACCCCGUCUUCAAAGAGGAAGAGGAGGCCUUCAAGAUGUGGUACAGCCGCACCCCGCUGGGUAAGAAAAGGACGCGGGCUGCCAAGGCUGUGGAGGAGGAGGGAGAGGCGGGGAAGGUCAAGGACAAGAAGGGCCGAGGGCUGAGAGAGAAGGACAAGAAGAGCAAGAGGAAGGGGAGAAAGUGACCGUGUAAACACCGGAGAGAGAGAGGAAAAGGGGUGACACUAUUUCACAAAGAGAAUCGUGGACAUUCGCGUCAUGUUUAAUACGAGAAACCAUACACAACUUGAGUCAAAGACCCCCCUUUUUAGAACGGAGAUAUGGUCUAGCCUGGAACAGACAGGUCAUUCCAAUCAUGGGGAUCAUGGGAAUGGUUUGAGGAUGGCCUUAUGCCGGACAUUGGGAUUGAAAUUGUGAACUGCAUAACUGCAGGGGUGCUCUCUUAACAGAGCCCCUCACCGCAGCCUCAGGCCCCCUGCUGCCCUGAGACCAAUCAUCAUUAACCAUAUCCAAACCCACAAGAGCGUGCAAAGACUCCCGUCGACCGCUGUCAUGAUGAAAGAAC
Messenger RNA from Hypomesus transpacificus, 3337 nucleotides. It is a transcript of the gene drc11, whose product is annotated as IQ motif containing with AAA domain 1. Gene Ontology annotation, molecular function: protein binding; ATP hydrolysis activity; ATP binding. The transcript is spliced from 19 exons. NCBI's taxonomy places the organism in Eukaryota, Metazoa, Chordata, Actinopteri, Osmeriformes, Osmeridae. Bases 399 to 2957 code for a protein of 852 amino acids. The record is from RefSeq and is a predicted model, not a curated record.